GGAGGGUUUCGCAGGCAAAUGAUCCUGUCCCUGUCCAGGCCUCGGCAUAAUCAAGUCGAACUUUUGGGGAGCAUCUGACAAGUGGUAAUGGUAUAUAUACUGCGCAGCUUUGGUUAUGUUGCGAACUUCUCUUCCUCACAUCUUUUGAGACUCAGAAACUUGCUCGAAACUCAUCUCCAUUUCUUUUUCUGUCAAUUCACUCACUCACUUCGUCUGCAUUCCAACUCACACCCGUCACACGAUCACAUCCCAUUUUGAAGAUAUAUUAACACGACCUUAACGCCUUCGCUGACAUUAGGCUCGCCAGCCUUUGCCUCGGUCUUUUCGCCUUUGGCAGCAAUGCCACGCCAUUGGCAGAUCCUGGCCUGGUUGUAGAAGCAUCGAGCAGAAGGGAUUCUUCAGACACACAGAUUACUGUAGCGGAGCUAGAGAAUUUUCAGCUGUAUGCAAUGUAUGCCGGUGCAAGCUAUUGUCCAGUUGGUAAAGCUGGCCGCCCUUUGUUCUGUACAGGUGAUAUCUGUCCCGAUAACGCCACGACUUUUGCUACUUUCUCGGGCGCCAUCUCAGACAUCAGCGGCUACAUCGCCAUCAACGAGUACAUGUCCAACAUUGUGAUCGCUGUGCGCGGCAGCUCGGACCUGCACAACUGGAUAACAAACCUGCGGUUCCUGCAGACGGGCUGCUACUGGGGCAGCGACUGCCGGGUCCACGAAGGGUUCCAGCAGGCGUACCAAGACAUCCUGAACGACAACUUCUACGAGUCGCUGCGGCAGGCGAUCGAGGACUACCCGUCGUACAACAUCACGGUGACGGGCCACUCGCUGGGCGGGGCCGUGGCGACGCUGCUGGGCGUCUACGCGCGCGAGGAGUUCCCCGACGUUGGCGCCAUCGACAUCUACACGUACGGCUCCCCUCGCGUCGGCAACCUGCCCCUCCUGACCUACGUGCACAACCAGCCCGGCGGCCGCGAGUACCGCCUCACGCACUUCGACGACGUCUUCCCCCGCCUACCGCCCAUGUCAUACCUGGGCUACGCCCACAGCAGCGCCGAGUACUGGCUCAAGUGGGGCCCCGCCGACCGCGUCGACUACGUCCCCGGGAUGAUCGCCAAGUGCUGGGGCUUCCUCAACGGCGACUGCAACGCCGCGGGCUGGUACCCGGGUCUCAGGUCCCACCUCUACUACCUCGUCGCCAUCAGCCACUGCGGCGGGGCCCGCAGCCGGCUGUCGUUCGGGGGGCUGCCCAUCGACGAUGCUCCUACUUGGAACGCCACGGUCAUGGAUAAGGAUACGAUCGAAAGGCUGGAGAUGUUCGCCGAGAUGGACCAGCAGUACGCCGCUGCCAUGUCGACUAUCUCGGAUCCUGAGUAUGCGUGA
Molecule: messenger RNA, 1376 nt
Organism: Truncatella angustata
Lineage: Eukaryota; Fungi; Ascomycota; Sordariomycetes; Amphisphaeriales; Sporocadaceae
Product: Alpha/Beta hydrolase protein
Exons: 3
Coding region: 450-1376 (308 amino acids)
Biological process (GO): lipid metabolic process
Source: RefSeq, a predicted model, not a curated record